CGGCCGGUCAGUAUCGAUUCGGCGAUCAAGCUGUCAACACUUUCUAGCCUGGCGGUCUUGCAUGAAUCACGAGAUUUAACAGAUUAAGCGACCGUUGCGCGCGUUGUGAUUUAUGAGAAUUGGUCGAAAAGCGGGUGCCGUCCUAAGAACCGAAAUUAUUGUGUCCGUUAGGCCAGCAUAGGACAUAGUAGAAUACCGUGGUUAAAGCUGUGACAAUUUGAAAAUAUUUUAAUUGCAGAGACACAACGGUUUUGUGACAUUUUUUUUUUGCUGCUGUUUGGUGAUGUGAACCCGUAUAAUUUGUGGCACGAACGAAAGAACGCACCAGAAACAAAGUGUUGAAAUGGAAUAAUUGCCCGUGUAGAACUGUCGGAUGGUGAUUAAUUACAGAGAUCGGUUUCAUCCGAACGAAAGCGGAACAAGGUUAGAGCGGUGACAUGAGAUUCUACAGAAUAUGUGAUCAAGUUAUGCGCUUUGGAUUAAUUGUGUAUUGACUGUGAUGCUGGAUUUCUACAUAAAAAACAGUAAUAAGAACAUAGCUAUUUAGAAAGGAAUAACACAUAAGAGAUUCAUCAUUUUCGAAAGGAUAUGAAACCCUCGGUAUCGCUCUGGUUUCUGCUGGCACCGAUGCUAACAGGAACAUUUCCAACCCACACAGUUAAUGGCCAGCAGUUCCGAAGUGUGCCAACGACCGUGAAAACGUACGAAAAUGAAACCGUCCUACUUCCCUGCUACCACAAUUCACCCUACAGAUACGUGCGUUGGUCCCGGGACGAUCUGUUGCUGGCGGAUUCGAGGUAUCCGGAUUUGACACCACCGCCGAGAGUCCAGCUGUGGAAGAAUGGAAGCUUGGAGGUUGCUCAGGUGCAGACCGAGGACACGGGGGAUUACAAGUGUGAGAUUACUACCGACGGGGGAAGAGCGAUCCAGCAGCACGCGAUCGAAGUACAGUACCCCCCUCUGAUAUCGAUGUAUCCCACGGAUCGUAUUGAGAUAAAAGUUGGGCAAAUUCUUGAAAUCAUCUGCGAUGCUACCGGAGUUCCGCAGCCUUAUAUCACCUGGAACUUCAAGAACGACAACAUAAGUGCCACCUUCGAAAACAGUCGCAAGAUAGGUGUCCUCGUAGAGGACAAAGAUCUUGCCGGUCCAAUCGAGUGCUUGGCGACAAAUGGCGUUGGUGAAUCGGCUAGCGCUGUGCUAGAGGUAAUUGUUCAUUUCAUUCCAGAGGUUAGGGCGAAGAGCGCACCCGUCCACACAAAAAUUGGCCAAAGUGCACAGCUCGAGUGCAUCGUAACAUCCGCUCCAACCGCGUCGGUACACUGGUUCCGAAAUGGGCAUCCUCUACCGUCGGACCGACGCUUCUCCAAGCAGGACAGUAUCGUCAGUGGACCUCCACCCUACUACACCACGUACCGUCAUGUACUCUUCAUACGACACCUGAAGGAUACCGAUCUGGGACAUUACGAGUGUAAAGCCGAGAACAACAUCGGCAUCCGGGGUGCCCACAUUGAGCUGACCGGUCGACCCAUGCCGGCUUCGUUCAAACCAUCGGCCGAGAUGACCUCACCGACCACGCACAAUCUCAUCUGGCAGGUGGAGAGCUUUUCGGCGCUUAUCGAGUACAAGCUGAAGUUCCGUAAGAUUCCUUCGGGAAACAUAACGCCGAACAAGCGCUACCCGAAUCUCACCUGGAGUGAGUUGAUAAUACCGUCGGAUGGAUCCGCCGGGCCACUGCACAGCACCGGAUACACACUGCAGGGACUUCAGCCGACAAGCGUGUACGAAGUGAUGGUGUUGGCUAGGAAUCGGUACGGGUGGAGUGACGCCAGCAACAUAUUGAGGUUCGCUACCGGAGGUGAAGUUGAGCUAGCGGACGAAAGAUUACAGACAACGGAAACCAUUGAGUACUCAGCGGAAAGUGAAGACUCUACCAUCACGGACAAUGUCAGUACGGGAGACUAUUAUGAUUAUAACAAUUUUCAAACGAGUGAAUCCAAAACCAGUAUGUUUGGGAGCGGUUCGGUGUGGCAAGCUAAGCUGGUGUUUGUUUUCGCAGCAAUAAUGACAGUGUUUUGUAUAAGCAUAUUUUAGCAAUAAAGACAUUAUUUUCUUUAAGUU
This is a messenger RNA of Toxorhynchites rutilus septentrionalis, 2118 nucleotides long. RefSeq names its product hemicentin-1 (gene wrapper). The transcript is spliced from 7 exons. The record is from RefSeq and is a predicted model, not a curated record. Gene Ontology annotation, biological process: homophilic cell-cell adhesion; synapse organization. Bases 589 to 2091 code for a protein of 500 amino acids. NCBI's taxonomy places the organism in Eukaryota, Metazoa, Arthropoda, Insecta, Diptera, Culicidae. Gene Ontology annotation, cellular component: plasma membrane; neuronal cell body; axon. Gene Ontology annotation, molecular function: protein binding; axon guidance receptor activity.